AAAAAAAGAUUGAUCAACUCAAAUGGCAGGGUCAAAUGGAGUAGAACACGAGCAUGUGUGGGUCUCACAUCAUUGAUCCAUCAAAUACAGUACCUUCCGAGAACUUUGUUGUUGUCGUCUAGAAGUGAAUGCGUAGCGGGGGUACCAAUUAUGCAAAACUAUGCCAAGAUUCAUCGAGAGUCGAACAUGGAUGCUUAUGAAAGGUACCAAUUAGUUAUUUUUCCUCAUAACACUGAUCUCAGCGUUUCCAUCUCCCUAUCAUUCUCUCUCAUGAAUUCAGAAGUUUCUCUACUUCUGCUAUCUGAGGCCCCAGUUUUUAGACAAUUCACGUCUCUCUGGAACCUCGAUAAAUCCUAUCUAAAUCCUAUCUGGCUGUCAUGUCUACAACUGCGACGUUUUAGGGGUCAUGUGAUGAUACUCGAAGGACUGUUAAUGUUCCUCGGAAAUGAAGUGAAUCGACCAAAUGCCGAUGGCGAUAUGCCGAUGCAUCUUGCUGCUCGCGGACAACAUGCUGCCUGUCUUGACAGGCUCCUCAACACUAAUCAUUUGCACAGUAAUAUUCAGUUUCUAUACGUUCAGAAUGCGUCUGGUGACAGCCCUAUGCACAUUGUGUGUGGACUUCCUGAAUCACCAACGAAAAUCGCUAUGGUUGGACGAUUGCUGGCCAAUGCUCGGAUGAACCUUCACCUUUAUAACGAAGACGAACUGACACCAGUUCAUAUAGUUUCACGGGCAACGUAUUUCAGAACGAUGGAAUUGAUCCUGCAGUCAAGGCCGCAGCAGUUGAAUGCUGAUACGGGUAAUGGCUUCCCGCCAUUGCUCUUGGCAGCAUUCUAUGGUCGCAGAAAAUGCACCGAAGCUCUAAUCGAAUUGAACGCAGACGUCAACCGAUAUUCAAAAUUGGGCCGCACUGCCUUGCACUUGGCGUUGGAAACGUGGCAUGGAGCGGUCGACAAAGACAUGGAUCGUCUUGCAUGCGUACAGGCUCUGGUGCAAGCCGGUUGCCCACUGAACGUUCAGGACUGCGAUGGACAGACCGCAGCUCACCUUCUCAUGAGAGAAAUGAAUCGUAUUACAACUCCUGUGGAUUCUCUGAAAACUUCCUUGAGUGUGUCUCGCGACGUGAACACCUUCAUUUUAUUGCAGAAUCUGCAUGACAUUGCUAGUCGUGUUCGACCUCAUUGGCAGUUUGCUUGUCUGUGCUUCCUUACAGCUAGAGGUGCUGACCUUUCUCUGAUUGAUCGAUUUGGAGUCUCAGUGCUGGACGGAUGUUUAGAUGAAAGGAUUCGAAUUUUACUGAGCGACAUUGUGGAGAAACGACCAAGGUCCUGUCUACCAAUGACGAAGGCCACGUUUGUCGAGUUCGAUCCAUCAGGAGUUACAAUGUGUACGUUCAACUGCGAGGAUUCUCAAGCAGACGUAUGUUUCGUUCCAUGCGGUCAUAGGGUUGUCUGUAAACAGUGCGCCAGGAGUACACCACUACGAAGAUGCCCACUUUGCUAUCAGCUCAUCGCCAAAGCCAUCUCAGGUCAGCUUUGCCGUUUUUUUCCUCAUCUUGGCGACAUGCUUGAGAAUGCUUCGUCCCAAAUAGUGAUUUCCCCAGAAAAGCUACGCGAGCUGGAGGAGUUGCGGGAGAAACUAGCUCAGUUGGAGAUGGAGACGUCGUGUACAAUCUGCAUGGACAUCGUCUUCAACUGUGGUCAUACGGCAUGUUCAGACUGCACUCCAUUGCUAAAGUCAUGCCACAUUUGUCGUCAAGUGAUCACAAAAAAGCAGACACUUUACGCAUGA
Haemonchus placei is the source of this 1791-nucleotide messenger RNA. Lineage: Eukaryota; Metazoa; Nematoda; Chromadorea; Rhabditida; Trichostrongylidae. The record is from the annotation of a GenBank genome assembly.